This is a messenger RNA of Neogale vison (American mink), 1646 nucleotides long. It is a transcript of the gene CCNJL, whose product is annotated as cyclin J like. Gene Ontology annotation, biological process: mitotic cell cycle phase transition; regulation of cyclin-dependent protein serine/threonine kinase activity. Gene Ontology annotation, molecular function: cyclin-dependent protein serine/threonine kinase regulator activity. The record is from RefSeq and is a predicted model, not a curated record. The transcript is spliced from 6 exons. The coding region runs from base 423 to 1589 and encodes 388 amino acids. NCBI's taxonomy places the organism in Eukaryota, Metazoa, Chordata, Mammalia, Carnivora, Mustelidae. Gene Ontology annotation, cellular component: cytoplasm; cyclin-dependent protein kinase holoenzyme complex; nucleus.
CCUAAGACGAGACCUACACUCUGUAGGAACGUGGUAAACACCAGUUGGUACAGUGAUCCUCCUUUAUUAUUAAGGACUCGUGGAUAACCAAGAGUGGCUUUUCUCGAGUUUUCGUGGGAACUGUCCGUUUGGGAAUCUACCUCCCGAUAGCAGGACAAGUUUAGGGAAAAAAAAGAAAAAAAAAAAACCGGAAAGAAAAAACAGGUGAAACCUACGUAAGGCUGGCUACAGCGGAGCACGCGGGAGACAGAACUUUCUGGGGGCAUCCUGCCCGCGCGUUUCACGCGUGGUGCGCGCAGGUGGCGCUGCGGUCCCUGCGCUCCGCGUGCAAGCCCACGAGGCGCCCGGGAGGCCACCCAGAGACUCCGCGAAGGGUGCGCCCUGAGGGCCCGGUAGCGUCGGAUCGCUGCGCUGCAAACCCGAUGAUGGAUGAGCCGUGGUGGGAAGGGCGCGUCGCCUCGGACGUCCACUGCACCCUGCGCGAGAAGGAGCUGAAGCUGCCCGCCUUCCGAGCCCACUCCCCACUCUUGAAGAGCCGCCGGUUCUUUGUCGACAUCUUGACCCUGCUGAGCAGCCACUGCCAGCUGUGCCCCGCAGCCCGGCACCUGGCCGUCUACCUGCUGGACCACUUCCUCGAUCGCUAUCACAUCACCACCUCCAAGCAGCUGUACGCCGUGGCGGUCUCCUGCCUCCUGCUCGCAAGUAAGUUUGAGGAUAGGGAAGACCACGUCCCCAAGCUGGAGCAGAUAAACAGUACGAGGGUCCUGAGCGGCCAGAACUUCACCCUCACCAAGAAGGAGCUGCUCAACACGGAGCUGCUGCUCCUGGAGGCCUUCAGUUGGAACCUCUGCCUGCCCACGCCUGCCCAUUUUCUGGACUACUACCUCCUGGCCUCCGUCAGCCAGAAGGAUCAACACUGCCACAGCUGGCCUGCCACCUGCCCCCACAAGACCAAAGAGUGCCUCAAGGAGUACGCCCACUACUUCCUAGAGGUCACCCUGCAAGAUCAUAUUUUCUAUAAAUUCCCGCCCUCUGUGGUUGCUGCGGCCUGCGUUGGGGCUGCCAGGAUCUGCCUUCAGCUUUCUCCCUACUGGACCAGAGACCUACAGAGGAUCUCAAAUUACACCCUAGAACAUCUCAGCACGUGCAUUGAAAUCCUCCUGGUAGCCUAUGACAACGUCUUCAAGGACGCUGUCGCAGUCAAGAGCCAGGCCUUGGCAGUGGUGCCCAGCACAGCCCCCGCCCCCACCCAAGUGCUGUUCCAGCCGCCCGCCUACCCCACCCUCAGCCAGCCAGCGACGCCGGGCCUGGCCUCGUUCCAGACCCCCGUGCAGGACCUCUGCUUGGCCUAUCGGGACUCGCUGCAGGCCCACCGCUCCGGGAGUCUGCUCUCUGGGGGAUCCGGCUCAUCCCUCCACACCCUGUACCCCACCCUCCAGCCCCUGGAUGUGUGCCCCGUGUCCCUCCCCGCGCCCCUCCGCGUGCAGAUGGCCAUCACAGCCGAGCCCAGGCACUGCCUCACCACCAGCUACGGAAGCAGCUACUUCAGCGGAAGCCAUGCGUUCCCCACAGGCUGUUUCGACAGAUAGGGCACCUUUGGUCCACACAGGGAGGCCUUGGAAACUCCCCUGGGCAGAAGAAGAGGA